This is a messenger RNA of Rhodamnia argentea, 5451 nucleotides long. RefSeq names its product ABC transporter C family member 2. The record is from RefSeq and is a predicted model, not a curated record. The transcript is spliced from 29 exons. Gene Ontology annotation, cellular component: membrane. NCBI's taxonomy places the organism in Eukaryota, Viridiplantae, Streptophyta, Magnoliopsida, Myrtales, Myrtaceae. Gene Ontology annotation, molecular function: ATP hydrolysis activity; ABC-type transporter activity; ATP binding. Bases 243 to 5105 code for a protein of 1620 amino acids. Gene Ontology annotation, biological process: transmembrane transport.
UCUUGCCCUCGUUGUUCUUCUCUGAUUUCUCCACAGCCACAGCAAGAGAGAGAGUUAAUGGAAGUUGUGAUGCAUUGAAAGCUCUCGGUGCAGAGGACGGAUUCUCCAUGUUCUCCAAUCAAUCGCAUUGCGCUGCAAUUUAGCGAGACAGAUUCAUUCCUGGCUCGAGAAGCAGAUUUAUCAUGAUUGAAAAGUGAAUGAUUGUGCUCUUGAAGUAAAGAAUCUUGAUAGAGGGAGCAACGAUGGCUUUCGAGCCAAUUGUUUGGUACUGUCAGCCAGUGGCUUACGGGGUGUGGGGGAAGGUUGUCCAAAAUGCCUUUGGCGUGUACACUCCAUGUGCACUCGACUCUCUGGUGUUGACUGUUUCUCAUCUGGUCCUUCUUGGCCUCUGCUUGUAUCGAGUAUGGCGGACGAAGAAGGACUUCGAAGUGAAGAGAUUCUGCUUGAGGUCCAAGUUGUACAAUUAUCUUUUGGGGGUGCUGGCUACCUACUGUACUGCGGAACCAUUAUUCAGACUGAUUAUGGGAAUUUCAGUGUUCGACUUAGAUGGACACAAAGGCCUAGCACCAUUUGAGAUUGUCUCCCUAGUGAUUCAAGCGCUUACUUGGUGCUCCAUGCUGGUCAUGAUUGGUUUGGAAACUAAAGUCUAUAUCAUUGAAUUUCGCUGGUUUGUGAGGUUUGGAGUCAUUUACGCCUUGAUAGGGGAUGCUGUGAUAUUCAACCUUAUUUUCUCUAUGAAGGAUUUCUACAACAGUUCUGUACUGUAUUUGUACAUCAGUGAGGUUGCUGUUCAGCUUUUGUUUGGGAUACUGAUGGUGUUUUCUAUGCCAACUUUGGAUCCUUAUCCUGGCUAUACCCCUGUGCGGACUGAAUCAGUCCAAGAAGCUGAAUAUGAAGAACUUCCUGGAUCAGAGCAGAUAUGUCCAGAGAGGCAUGUCAAUAUAUUUUCCAAAAUACUUUUUUCAUGGAUGGGUCCACUCAUGAAGCUAGGCUAUCGAAAACCUCUAACUGAGAAGGAUAUCUGGAAAUUAGACACAUGGGAUCAAACAGAAACACUGAACAGCAAGUUCCAGAGGUAUUGGGCAGAGGAAUCCCGGAGGCGCAAACCAUGGCUUGUAAGACCUUUGAAUAGGAGUUUGGGGGGAAGGUUCUGGUGGGGUGGAUUCUGGAAGAUUGGGAAUGAUGUUUCACAAUUUGUGGGGCCACUAAUCCUGAACAGCCUUCUACAGUCUAUGCAACGUGGGGAUCCAGCUUGGAUAGGUUACAUAUACGCAUUUCUAAUAUUUGUUGGCGUGGUGGGGGGCGUGUUGUGUGAAGCUCAGUAUUUUCAAAAUGUCAUGCGUGUUGGUUACCGCAUGAGAUCUACUUUGGUUGCUGCUGUCUUCCGCAAAUCCUUGAGGCUAACUCAUGAGGCUCGAAAAAAGUUUGCAUCUGGAAAAAUCACCAACUUGAUGACCACUGAUGCUGAAGCACUUCAGCAAGUGUGUCAAUCCCUCCAUACUCUGUGGUCAGCUCCGUUUCGUAUAAUUGUAGCAAUGGUACUUCUCUACCGGCAACUUGGGGUUGCUUCACUGCUCGGUGCUCUCAUGCUUGUUCUUUUAUUCCCAAUACAGACUGUUGUUAUAAGCAGAAUGCAGAAAUUAUCCAAGGAGGGGCUGCAACGAACAGACAAGAGAAUUGGCCUCAUGAAUGAAAUUUUGGCUGCAAUGGACACUGUGAAAUGUUAUGCAUGGGAGAGUAGUUUCCAAGCCAAAGUUCAAAGCGUUCGGGCUGAUGAAUUGUCAUGGUUCCGAAAGGCUCAAACAUUAGGAGCGUUAAACAUGUUCAUACUGAAUAGCAUUCCAGUUGUGGUGACUGUUAUUUCUUUUGGAAUGUUCACUUUGCUUGGCGGAGAUCUGACACCAGCAAGGGCAUUUACAUCUCUUUCUCUCUUUGCUGUUCUCCGGUUCCCACUGUUCAUGCUCCCCAAUAUAAUAACUCAGACUGUAAAUGCAAAUGUAUCCUUGAAGCGACUGGAGGAGCUUCUGUUAGCUGAGGAAAGAAUUCUUUUGCCUAAUCCACCUGUUGAUCCCGGACUGCCAGCGAUAACCAUCAAGAAUGGAAACUUUUCUUGGGAUGCGAAGGCAGAGAGGCCCACGCUGUCAGAUAUAAACUUGGAUGUUCCAGUAGGCAAUUUGGUUGCGAUUGUUGGUAGUACUGGAGAAGGAAAGACAUCCUUGAUAUCAGCAAUGCUUGGGGAGCUUCCCGCAAUUGGAGAUGCAAAUGUGGUUACUAGAGGAACAGUUGCUUAUGUUCCUCAGGUUUCGUGGAUUUUUAAUGCAACUGUACGUGACAACAUUUUAUUUGGAUCUCCUUUUGAAUCGAGAAGAUACGAGAAGGCAAUAGAUGUGACUGCAUUGCGGCAUGACCUUGACUUGCUACCUGGUGGUGAUCUAACUGAGAUAGGUGAAAGAGGGGUGAAUAUAAGUGGUGGACAAAAGCAGAGAGUUUCUAUGGCACGGGCUGUUUACUCAAAUUCAGAUGUCUACAUAUUUGAUGACCCACUAAGUGCUCUAGAUGCACAUGUUGCUCGACAGGUAUUUGAUAAGUGCAUCAAGGGAGAACUAAGCAAGAAAACCAGAGUGCUUGUCACAAAUCAGCUUCAUUUUCUAUCACAAGUGGAUAGGAUAAUCCUGGUACAUGACGGUAAGGUGGAAGAGGAAGGAACAUUUGACGAGCUCUCUCGCAGCGGCAAGCGAUUUCAAAAGUUGAUGGAGAAUGCGGGUAAAAUGGAGGAAUAUGUGGAGGAGAAGGAAAAUAGUGAUUCAGUUGAUGAGAAGAGUUCGUCAAAACCUGUUGUAAAUGGGGUUGCUAAUGAUGUACCCAACAACUCAAGCAACCCAAGCAAGAAGGAAACCAAAUCAGUGCUUAUUAAGCAGGAAGAAAGGGAAACAGGUGUUGUAAGUCUGAAAGUUUUGGCUAGAUAUAAAAAUGCAUUGGGAGGCAUGUGGGUGGUUAUGAUCCUCCUUUCAUGUUAUAUCCUUACUGAAGUUUUAAGAGUUUCAAGCAGCACAUGGUUGAGUUAUUGGACAGAUCAAGGUACCCAAGCGAGUUACAACCCGGGCUUCUACAAUCUGAUAUAUGCACUGCUAUCAUUUGGUCAGGUUUUAGUGGCUCUGGCAAAUUCAUACUGGUUGAUCAUUUCAAGUCUGUAUGCAGCAAAAAGAUUGCAUGAUGCUAUGCUUAAUUCUAUCUUUAGAGCUCCAAUGGUUUUCUUUCACACGAAUCCUCUUGGCCGUAUCAUUAAUCGGUUUGCCAAGGAUCUUGGAGACAUUGAUCGCCUCGUCGCCCAAAUGCUUAAUAUGUUUCUGGGUAUGGUGUCGCAGCUUCUUUCUACAUUUGUUUUGAUAGGGAUUGUGAGUACAAUGUCCCUGUGGGCUAUAAUGCCACUUCUGGUCUUGUUCUAUGGAGCCUAUUUGUACUAUCAGAGUACAGCUCGUGAAGUGAAACGUUUAGAUUCCAUAACAAGGUCCCCUGUUUAUGCACAAUUUGGAGAAGCGCUGAAUGGUCUAUCGACUAUCCGUGCAUACAAAGCUUAUGAACGCAUGGCCGAAAUAAAUGGAAAAUCCAUGGACAACAACAUUAGAUUUACUCUUGUGAACAUGAGUGGAAACCGUUGGCUUGCAAUUCGUCUCGAAACUUUGGGUGGCCUUAUGAUAUGGUUUACAGCAACAUUUGCGGUCAUGCAAAAUGGAAGAGCAGAGAAUCAGCAGGCAUUUGCAUCCUCCAUGGGUCUCCUUCUUAGUUAUGCCUUAAACAUCACAGGAUUGUUGACUGGAGUACUGAGGCUUGCAAGUCUUGCUGAGAAUAGUUUAAAUGCUGUUGAGAGGGUAGGCACAUAUGUAGAUUUGCGUUCAGAGGCUCCACCUAUUGUUGAGAACAACCGCCCACCUCCGGGUUGGCCAUCAUCUGGAUCCAUAAAGUUUGAGGAUGUUGUCCUACGUUACCGCCCAGAACUUCCUCCAGUACUGCAUGGGCUAUCUUUCUCUGUUCAUCCAAGCGCCAAGGUUGGAAUAGUCGGAAGAACUGGUGCAGGGAAAUCUAGCAUGAUUAACGCUUUGUUUAGGAUUGUUGAGCUAGAAAGAGGAAGAAUCUUGAUUGAUGAUUAUGACGUUGGAAAGUUUGGGCUGAUGGAUUUACGCAAAGUUCUCGGUAUAAUACCACAGUCACCUGUGCUCUUUUCAGGAAGCGUGAGAUUCAAUCUUGAUCCUUUCAAUGAACAUAAUGAUGCUGACCUUUGGGAGGCUUUGGAGAGGGCACAUUUGAAGGAUGUCAUCCGUAGAAACUCUUUAGGCCUUGAUGCGGAGGUUUCAGAAGCUGGAGAGAAUUUCAGUGUUGGACAAAGGCAGCUUUUAAGUCUUGCUCGAGCGUUGUUGCGAAGAUCAAAGAUACUGGUCCUCGAUGAAGCAACAGCAGCUGUUGAUGUUAGAACGGAUGCUUUAAUCCAGAAAACUAUCAGAGAGGAGUUUAAAUCAUGUACAAUGCUCAUCAUCGCUCAUCGGCUAAAUACCAUAAUUGAUUGCGACCAGAUCCUUCUCCUUGAUUCUGGCCGGGUUUUGGAAUAUGAUUCUCCUGAGGAAUUGCUGUCUAGAGAAGGAAGCGCCUUCUCUAAGAUGGUACAAAGUACCGGGGAAGCUAAUGCUCAGUAUUUACGCAAGUUAGUUGAGGAAAGCAGAUCUGACAGAGAAGAGAACAAGCGGUUGGAUGGACAAAGGAGAUGGCUCGCUUCAUCACGUUGGAACGAUGCUGCUAAGUUUGCUCUGGCUGUCAGUCUCACUUCUUCGCAAAAUGAUCUUCAAAAGUUGGAAAUCGAGGAUGACAACAACAUCCUGAAGGCGACCAAGGACGCGGUCAUAACUCUGCGGGGAGUUUUGGAAGGGAAGCAUGAUCAAAUAAUCGAGGAAUCGCUAAAUCAGUAUCAGAUCUCUAGCGAGGGCUGGUGGUCGGCUCUCUAUCGAAUGGUUGAAGGUCUUGCCAUGAUGAGCAGGUUGUCGAGAAACAGACUCCACCGAUCAGAAUACGGUUUUGAAGACGGAAGGUUCGACUGGGACCAAGUUGAGAUGUAGAGAACAGCAUGCCUCUGUACUUGUAUUUUCAAGUAGUGCCUAUUUGUCAAAAAAAGACCUGAAUUAUGAGAUGGUCAUGGCAGCAAAACGCCCGGACCUCUUCUUUUGUAGGUUACUGUGGCCUAGGAUCAACAUAACUACUGCUGGUCUUUGAAAAUACGAAGAAGACAAUUGAAGUACUCGGAACUGUAACUAUUUUGACACGGUUUUCGUCUGGAUUGGAGUGUACUUCUGUUUCCGAAUUUUUUUCUCACUCGGUGUUGGCUGAGAAACAGCCCGAUUCUUGUAGUUGUGGCUCUGGUCUUGUCAAAUUAAGGCAAUAAAAGAUAUGGUCUUGCAUUCUUCA